Pseudomassariella vexata is the source of this 534-nucleotide messenger RNA. RefSeq lists its product as uncharacterized. The transcript is spliced from 2 exons. The annotation marks the transcript as partial. Gene Ontology annotation, molecular function: DNA-binding transcription factor activity, RNA polymerase II-specific; zinc ion binding. Lineage: Eukaryota; Fungi; Ascomycota; Sordariomycetes; Amphisphaeriales; Pseudomassariaceae. The record is from RefSeq and is a predicted model, not a curated record. Gene Ontology annotation, biological process: regulation of DNA-templated transcription.
GAGAAGGCAACCAAGGUAAAGAGUGGAUGCCGAACUUGCAAGACUCGGAAAGUGAAGUGUGACGAGGGAAGACCGGCCUGUGCGAGAUGCCUGUCGAGUGGCCGGGUUUGUCAGGGUUAUGGAAUUUGGGGAGGAGGGAACACCUCCCUCGAUCUUGUUCGUUCCGGCCCAAUCAAGCAUGUACUCAGCACCAUUACCCCAGAGAGUAAGGAUGAGCUUUGCUGUCUGGAAUGGUUUCGGGGUCGGACCGCCGUGAAGUUACAGGGGCCGUUUGGAUCCUCCUUCUGGGGCUCGCUGGUUAUCCGAGCAAGCUUGGAAGAGCCGUCCAUCUUCUGCGCCAUGCAAGCCCUCAGAUCUGUUCACAAGAGAGUCACCGUUGGCGUGGCUGGAUUGGGGUCGGAGGGGGAUCCUGACCGACUGGAACAAUUCACUCUGCGCCAAUAUAGCAAGGCCAUAAACCACCUCCUUCAGCCUCAAUUCGUUUCCGGGGAUAAGGCGUCGCUUCGUGUCGCUCUUAUCUCCUGCAUGUUAUUA